Molecule: messenger RNA, 690 nt
Organism: Paramecium sonneborni
Lineage: Eukaryota; Ciliophora; Oligohymenophorea; Peniculida; Parameciidae
Source: the annotation of a GenBank genome assembly
AGCUAAUCCACAAGAAGUUUUACUAGGUGGAUUUGUUACGACGAAAAAUUUAUAAUUAGAUAUAGGUGUUGCUUAUCUUUCAACUGAGUUUAGUAAAAAGGAGAAUGGAUUUAAUGCUACUGCAGUAUUAGGUUAGCCAAUAAUACUCAAAAUUAAUCCAACAUUAAAUUUAAACAAAAUCGAAAUGAAAGUAUCUAUUCUAAAUAUUCAGGCAUUUAAACUUAAUCAAUCCUUAAAGCAUUAUGCAGCAGUGGCAUCAUUUAACACUAUGCCUAUAAAAAUUUCAUUUUCAGAUGAAAAUUUAUAAUAAGUUUGGCCAUUCUUAGCUCCUAAUUUACAAUAGAAAGAUUUUAAAAUAGUAAAUACAGCUAAUCCAUCUUUGCUAGUCUCAGAAAAUAUAAAGAAUAUAGAAAAAAUACUUUCAUAUUUGGAAAAAGUUAUUGUAAGAAAAUUUAUCAUCAUAGGCUGGUAAUGAAGUAGGAGAUUAGGAUUUUGGAAGAAAACUCUUAUCUACUUUGAAUCAAAUAGAUUUAAUUCGAAAUGAGUCAGAAGUUUUAUUAAGCCAAGUUGAAGAAGCAUAAUUAUUUUAAUAUAUUGCAAACUUUGCUUAAGGAUAAGCCUUUAUUAAUGAAAAAAUGUAAAAGAUGUGAUUGGAUAUUUUUAUAAUAAUAUAUAAAUAGUAAAAGCGAC